Molecule: messenger RNA, 1614 nt
Organism: Didymodactylos carnosus
Lineage: Eukaryota; Metazoa; Rotifera; Eurotatoria; Philodinida; Philodinidae
Source: the annotation of a GenBank genome assembly
AUGGCUGAGGACAGUAACACAUACGAACGAGAAGCAAUAACUAAUUGGUUAGAAAAAUACGGGACAAGCCCCAUCACUCGUAAACUUAUGACUGUCGACAAACUUCGGACGAACACUAUUGUAAAAAGGUUAGUUGAUGAAUUUGAAUCUGGUUUACAGAAGCAGAUGUAUCGUUUUAUACUCGGCAUCGAUGUGAAAAAGGGGGACAGAUUAUUUGUAGCAUUCGGAAAAUCUGUGCACAAAGCACAGUGGAUUAAUCGUGCGAAUGAACCAAAAAUUAUUUUGAUGACAAUAAGUGGUGCACGUGCACAAAAAGAAGCGUCUUUUUUUGUUGAAUUGACUAAACAUCCACACAUUGUUCGCACAUAUGGAUUAGUGGAUUACCCUGAUGAUAAAAGAAAUGAAGGCGUGAUGUUGCUGCAAGAGUAUGGUGUUAUGGGAGAUUUGUUAGAGUUUUUAAGUACCCUCGAAAAUGUUUCUAAAGAGGCAGUACUAUGUGAAAUGUUUAUGCAGAUUGCGGAUGCAAUGACUUUUUUAGCGUAUAAUCGAAUUGUUCAUGGAGAUUUGGCAUGUCGAAAUGUUCUUCUAUAUCAUUUUGAUCCUAAUGAACCGAAAAAUAAUGUUGUCAAGGUGACCGAUUUUGGUCUCAGUCGUGGAAGUACUGUUUAUUUGAGUGUUUCCUCUUCGGCUACAACAACAUUAAACAUAAUUCCCUAUAGAUAUGCCGCACCAGAAAUAUUAGUGGAUGUAACAUCCAAAGAAGCUUAUACAGAAAAGUCGGAUAUGUAUUCAAUGGGUGUAUUGAUGUGGGAAGCGUUUAUGAAAGAUACUAUACCAUGGUCAUUUGUUCAUAAUGAUGCAGAAGUCCAACAACGUGUAAUUGAUGGUGAACGUUUAAAACAACCUGAGACUUGCAGUCAAAAAUUAUGGGAUAUUAUUCUGUCAGCAAUGGCGCAGCAGCCAUCAUAUCGGCCAACGUUUUCAAGUUUAAAACGUCGUUUAACUGAGCAUCAAGUUCGAUCCGAGAUGCUUCAAGAAAUUUGUUACUUUGAGGGCACAACACUAUUGUCGGGUGCUCAACAGCAAAUAUUAAACAAAUUCUAUGGAGUAAAUGAUCAAAAAUGGAAACUGAUCUAUAAAUCGACAACUGAUGGUGAUAAGAUAUUGGAUUUUCAUCGAUGUUGCGAUGGGAAAUCGAAUGUGUUAAUGACUAUACUGUCUGACAAUGGUUAUUUGUUUGGCGGAUACAAUAAAUUUGAUUGGGAUAGCAGUAAUUCCCACGAUAUUGCCUAUCCCGAUUGUGACAAUUUCUUGUUUAGUUUAACAAAUCCUCAUGAUAUUCAGCCAUCAAAAUACGCAUACAUAGGCGGCUGCGAUGGACAUCCUGUAAUACAUUGCAAGUUGUUCGGCCCAUGUUUUGGCUAUUCUGACAUUAGAAUCGAUAGCAUCGACAGCAGGCAUGUGAACACCAUUGGUUUUCCACACGCAUACGCCGAUACGAGUGAAAAGGGUCCAGAUACAUUUACAGGAAGCCCAAAAUUUAAAAUAGCUGAUAUCGAAAUAUUUCAGAUAGUUUCUAAACGUUUGGCGAAAAUAAAAGAUACUGUUACGUAA